This is a messenger RNA of Brassica napus (rape), 2262 nucleotides long. Its product is annotated as meiosis-specific protein ASY2-like. The transcript has 5 exons. The record is from RefSeq and is a predicted model, not a curated record. Bases 1 to 2262 code for a protein of 753 amino acids. Lineage: Eukaryota; Viridiplantae; Streptophyta; Magnoliopsida; Brassicales; Brassicaceae.
AUGCCGAUGAGCGUUAGGUCGUUCGAGGAGAUGACCUCGAUAACCGACAUGAAAGAUGGCACUUACUCGGUGAAGAUGCGACCGAACUGCAAUGUGUGUGCCGGUCAUCCGAAUAAGACGCAGAACUGGCAGCGCUCCUACUUCUUCCUUAAGUCCGACAGCUCGGCCUUCGAGGAGCCUCCCCAAGACGAUUACCGAGUUCUUUGGAACCGUUCUUGCGUUGGCCAUCCUACCUCCCCAGUUUAUCCCGAAGAUUUCUUGAGGAGUGUUCGCGCCGUCGCUCUGCUUCGAAUCUAUCGUUGGUCCGAGAUCUCCGUCGAAAAGAUCCGUGAGCUUAAAGAUCGAAUCGCUCGAAGAGAGUGGAGAUCCAACCUUCCGACCGUUCUUCCCAUUCGCGCUAAGCGACUGGACAUCUUCCCGAGAGACAUCCAAAAACAAAUUACCGAGGCGAAGAAGAUGGGUACUCUUCCUGAUUUGAGCGCAAUAAUAGCGGCCCAGCUGGGGCUGACUAGCGGGGAAGGACCCUCAACGGCGUGCGGGGAAGGGCAAGAAAGAAAAAGAGGCGAUGGUUCGGGAGCCGGGAGGAGUACUGAGGAGACGAGUGAUGUCCCUCCUUCCAGUGAGCCCCGGAAGAAGAGCAAGAAGAAAAGGACAAAGAAGAAGUCCGCCGGCGAGCAGUUGGAAGAUGCUGACGAGCAGAUCGAGCAAGAGGAAGAGGAUGCUCGAGGAGAAGAAAUUCAGCCCGAAGAGGGGGGUUCUGAGGCUGAAGCCUCGGAGGGACGGAAUGACGAGGAGGGAGUAAGUGAAGGAGGGGAACGCGAGACUUCUCUUAAUGCCGCCUGCUCGGGUGAUUCCGAGGAAGAUAGCGAAGGGUCGCCACUCCUGAUAAGGAGGGGAAAUGACGAAGACGAUGAUGAGAGGCGGUCUCCUGUUCUGACGUUUCCUCGCGAGAGAACUCCAGUUCCCGUCGGAGGAGGGGCCGUCCAGACCGGUACUUCUUCCCGUGGCUCCGCUAUCCUAAGGAGGGAUCCCGGAUUCAGCUUUCCCGAUAAGGUCGACUUCCACUAUGAGGGACCGGCUCCCUUAGUGUACGUUCCAGAGAAAUGUGGGGAGUUUCUCUGUCAACUAAGAGGGAGGGCGAAACCUCUUCCUGUUGUGAAGGACCUUAUCUUCGGGGGUGAAUACGAAGAAGCUGCAAGGGCCAAACUGCUGGGUGAUAGCACGAUGAAUGUCGUGAUUGAUAAAUACGACACGGCCCUUAAAGGAGCCUUAGAGGAGCUCGAGCUGGCCAAGAAAGAGUUUGCUGAGAAGGAAGAGGUUUCUGCUCGUCAACUGAACGAGUCAAGGGCCAAUCUACAGAAGCUCGACGGGGUGGUGGCCCGCACCGUUGCUCGACGCGAUGAGUUUAAAGCCGCGCUGGAGUCGUCUCGAAGAACCAUCCGCGAGCUUGAACCGAAGAAUGCUGACCUCGAGAGCGAGAGGGCUUCGCUCGCUGCCACGCACGAGCGAGAGAUGAUACGUCUGAGAGACUCCAGAAUCUUGGAGGUGACGAGAGAAAGGGGGAGAGUUGAGGCAGAAAUGACCGCCAAGGCUAGUCGUUGCUUCACCAGGAUUCGUUCUCGAGAGGAGCGUCGGGGUCCUUACGACGAGGCUCGGUUACUUUACAGCCAAGCCUUUGGGACUAGGAAGUGCCUCGAGGCCUUGAAAGGAGCCGGGAACGACAUACCGCAAGCCUCUAUUGAUAUGUUCGUCGAGUACGAGAGGAAGUACGAACAAGAGGCUGAGCAGCUGAAGGUUGGCGAGAUCCCUGAAAGCGAUUUUAGACUCUCUCCUCUCGUGUUGGAGUCUCAGUUUGUGGAUGCUCGGAUUCUGGCGGGUCUCGAUCCGUAUGGUUCCAACGCUGGCUUAAUCGACCCGGAGACUGCGGCGAAUCUGCAUGUCUCGUGUACUCGUCCGGUCGGAGAAAGGCGCGAGGAACCGACGCUUCCUAUCGAAAACCCUUUGACUGUUCUUGAGGAAGGGGUGCCUGGUCGAGGAGCCCGAGUCGAUGGAAAUAACGUUCCUGUCCUCGUGCUUUCGGACACUUCAGUCGAGGGUCGCGAUUUGCCGCCUCCAGAAGAGUCUCGUCGGGAUGGCGAGGAAAACACUGGCGAGGUGUCAGAGGAUGCUGCGGUGCAAGUCUCUCCGAUUGCCCGCGAAUCGAGCGUCAGGGCUUCGGAGCUUUCCGCCCUUAAUGAUCGCGAGAGUGAUCGGGAAGCUUAG